CGGCGCUCGGAGCCUCACUCUUGCCUCUGGAGCCAACGAGGAGUCCGCGGCGGGGAAGUCCGGCAGCCCGCGGCGAGGAGCGCUUGUAGCCGCGCGGGGAGGAGGAGAAGGAGGAAGCGGACCACAGCGCGGGGACGAGGGGAAGUUGAGGGAGGAAAGGAAAGAGAAGCGGGAAAGCAAAGAGAAAAAAGGGGCUGCUGCUGCGGCGAGCGAGAGAGCGAGAGCGCGCCUUUCUCGGUGCGCCUUCGCCAGCCUUGAGCUCCUCGCCUCGCCUGGUCGUCGUAGUCUUCGGCGCGGGCGCUGGGAGCCCGCCGGAGCCUUCUCUCUUGCCUCGGCCGGGGCUUGGACGCCGGGAGGAAGGCUGCCUAUUUUUGCGGUUUGGUUUUGCCCUCAUCCCGGGCCAAGGAGAGGAUGAAGCCCCGUGGAUGCGCCGGGCGGGACCUGCUGCGUCUUCUUCUCCAGGUGGAUUUAUAGAGGCGGCCAAGGACGCGCCGACGGGGGACUUGGGCGUUCCGGCGCUUUUCUCCCGUGCUCUUGUCGGCCUUCGCUCCGGUCCUUGGGCGGCGGGCGGCUCUCUCCUCGGCGGGCGCUUCCAGUUGGGGAUUGCGGCUCCUCCUUCUCCAUGCCGGCGCCCGGGCGCCCGACGCACUGAGCCGGCAGGGCGAGCUCGUUCCCUGCCCGGGAUCUGGUGGUGGUUGUGGCUCCUUCUUCUUGGCGGAGGAAUUGUGGACGCCGCCUUCGCUUGCCUGGUCGUCCUCGUCGUCGUCGUCGUUUUCCUCCGCGGAGUUGGCGAGCCUUUGGGACAGGACCCGGCGGCGGCGGCGCCCCCGACCAUGGUAGCGCGCCGGGGGGGAUCCCCGUUCGGGAGGUGCUGCUGGGGGAUCUGGGUGCUUUUGUGCCGGACGGUGUUGGCCAGCUCGCUGGUGCUCGAGCCCAUCUACUGGAACUCCUCCAACUCCAAAUUCCAUCCUGGACAAGGACUGGUACUAUACCCAAAGAUCGGAGACAAACUGGAUAUUAUAUGCCCGAAGGUGGACUCUAAAACUAGUGGCCAGUAUGAAUACUAUAAGGUCUAUAUGGUUGAUAAAGACCAAGCAGAUAGUUGCACUAUUAAAAAGGACAACACACCUCUGCUCAACUGUGCCAAGCCUGAUCAAGAUGUUAAGUUUACCAUCAAGUUUCAAGAAUUCAGCCCUAACCUCUGGGGACUGGAAUUUCAGAGAAACAAAGAUUAUUACAUCAUAUCAACAUCUAAUGGAUCACUGGAAGGCCUGGAUAACCAGGAGGGAGGGGUGUGUCAGACAAAAGCCAUGAAGAUCCUAAUGAAGGUUGGACAAGUUCCCAAUUCUGGUGGGUCCCCAAAUAAUGCUGAUCCAACUAAACGCCCGGAACAGGAAGCUGGUACCAACGGGAAAAGCUCUACAACAAGUCCCUUUGUAAAGGAUCAUGCAGGUCCCAACUCAGAUGGAAGCAAGGCUGGACAUUCCAGUAUCCUUGGUUCAGAGGUGGCCUUAUUCGCAGGGAUAGCUUCAGGGUCCAUCAUAUUCCUCAUCAUCAUCAUAACUCUGGUGGUUCUAUUGUUGAAGUAUCGGCGGAGACACAGGAAGCAUUCUCCCCAGCACACGACGACACUGUCACUUAGUACAUUAGCCACCCCAAAACGCAGUGGGAACAACAAUGGGUCUGAACCCAGUGACAUUAUCAUUCCUCUGAGGACUGCAGAUAGUGUCUUUUGCCCACACUAUGAAAAAGUCAGCGGUGACUAUGGACACCCAGUGUACAUCGUUCAAGAAAUGCCCCCUCAGAGCCCAGCAAACAUUUAUUACAAGGUCUGAUGAGCACUCAGCGCGGUACCUUUUUUUUGAAGCUCUCUCUCUGGUCAAAAUGCUAUCCAUGACGCGGGGGGUGGGGUGGGGUGUUGUGAUGAGCCCCUGCCCUGGUUACUGGACCAGGUGCAGCGGAGGGAACGGCAAGCCCCACCCUGUGACAAGAGAGCCACCUUGAGAUGGACAGCUUCCCUAGCCUGUAGAAUUCCUGCCUUGGUGAACAAGCAUUUACUUGGAAGUUGGAAGGAUUUGCAUAGAAGAUACCUGCCCCCAUUGCUGUACGUUCAUCACCUCCUAAGCCAUGUGCUGCUGGCAUCCAGACACGUACGAAAAGCCCAGGGAAGAUGGAGCAACUCAUGGAUGCUAAUGGUUUUUAGGCGUUUGGGGAGGGAGUCGGAAGUCACCAAGCUUGAAGCAGCCCUGUGACUUUGUGUGUACUCUUAAGAGCUUGCGGAUUUGUCAUACAGACCUGCUUUUAAGUAAGACUUUUUAAUCAUCCUUCUUGCUUUUAGUCAGUCCCUGAUGCAUUUUACUUCAGCCGGGUAGCAUUCUCCACACUAGUAUUCAUUCACACUCCUCAACCUACAUCACUACUGGAAAGCAUAUAAUUAUUAUUAUUAUUAUUUUAUUUUUGCCAUUCCAUACACCAUCCGUUGGUGGUAGCAGCCUCACUUGAAUGAUUAGUGCUUUGUGGGGUGGGGUGGGGAGGGGAGGGUGGAACUGGGCUUGCUUAAUAAAGGAAUCUUCCGUCCCGAAGCUAGCUUGCCAGCAGAGCCAAGAAUAUGAGGAGGAAGGGCUGAUCGAAUGUUGUUGCCUCUGGAAUAUCAACUGGGCCAAGCCAGACAAUUUAGGCAGCGCAGCACUUCUGAUAUCUGGAGUUCUAGGAAGCAAGUUAGAACACACAGCAACACAAGCAGCUGAAAAGGGUCUGCAUUUGAACGAUGCCAAGGUUGUUCUCCAAUAGCAAUGUGUGGGAAAGAAUAGUUCUCUCCCUUUAAAGUAGGACAAAGAGUGUAAGUAAAUGGACGUGCCUGGGAGACAAGACAAUAGUGAUAUAUGAGGGCAGGACUGCUGGGGUACUUACUGUGCCAGCAAUAAGAUGUACAGCUUUGAACUAGCUGUAGCAAAAUCUCGGUCUGUUUCAAAUGACAUUUCUUUUUCUUUCCUUCCUUCCUUCUUUCUUUAUUUUAAAAAUAAAAAAGCAGACUCUGCUCCUAUGCUUAUCACAUUUUUAAUUAAUCACAGGACAGGGGGAAAUUUGUUUAAGAAAACAGCAACAUCUGACAUAGAAAAAUCACAUGCUUAAAAGUCAAGAGGGCUAUAAUUCCAUCACCUAAAAAGAAAGCAUUCUCAUCUCUGAAUAUUAAUCAGGGUUUUAUUUUUUCCUCCGAUCAAGCCUUGUUUCUGGCAAUGCAUUUGCAAGGGAACCCUGUACGUACUCCGGACACUGCUGCUAUCUGGGGUAUUCUCUUUCAGAGUUAAAGCACAUAUGGUAAACUGCUUACGGUCAGUAAAGAUGCAAUACAUUUAGACACAUGAGAGGGAGACGUAAGGUAUGGCUUAUUUAUAGUAGGUGUAUAGAACCCAUGGAAUAUAAAGUAGCAGAUUUUGUUAUGAUUACUAAUAUAUAUAUCUAUAUAUAUAUAUCUAGAGAGAGAGAUUGCACAGACUCUACACCAGAAGAUGUGAAGUUCAUCUGUGGCAAUGAAUUGAACCUUAAAUUGUCAGGGUUAAAGCAAAAUGAUUGGGCAAGCCUUCUUUGGGGGGGGGGGGGGAAAUAGCUUCACUCCAAAAAAAGAAUACUGAGAAAAUAACAAAGCCCUCAGUCUAAGCUGUCUUGCAUAACUCAUAGACUAGGAGAUACAAACCCCAAAAU
Molecule: messenger RNA, 3702 nt
Organism: Zootoca vivipara (common lizard)
Lineage: Eukaryota; Metazoa; Chordata; Lepidosauria; Squamata; Lacertidae
Gene: EFNB2
Product: ephrin B2
Biological process (GO): ephrin receptor signaling pathway; blood vessel morphogenesis; axon guidance
Cellular component (GO): plasma membrane
Molecular function (GO): ephrin receptor binding
Source: RefSeq, a predicted model, not a curated record